This is a messenger RNA of Rubroshorea leprosula, 2224 nucleotides long. The record is from the annotation of a GenBank genome assembly. NCBI's taxonomy places the organism in Eukaryota, Viridiplantae, Streptophyta, Magnoliopsida, Malvales, Dipterocarpaceae.
ACUAUCAAUCCCCAUGACCUCAUAAACGCUCCGUACUCAUUUUCAAAAUCUCCCUCCGACCUGCAUCCGUUGCACCGGCGAAAGGCGAAUACUAGUUUAGCUCACCUACCGACGGCGAGAAUUAGUUAUCAGUACAAAAGUUGACAUUUGCUUUCGGAUAAAAAUAUUAGGUAAAUUAAAGUCAGGUUAUUGUUGGAAAGCUAGCGAAAAUUAUUAGUACUCUUGAAGAUGCUUUUGGAUUUUUCUUAAUUUUCUACGGAUUUGAUUUGUUUAGUGGUGGUUGUCUGCUCGAUUUCGGGAUUCAUUAAACAAAAACUUGAAUGUCACGCUCGAAAAGAGAUUGAUGGCUAGAGUUUGACAGUGGAGAUGGCGAGUCUGGUGGAGGAUAUGGGGAUAAGGUACACUGGGAAGCCGAUUGGAGUCUCGACGCCGACGCCGACUUUCGGUGGAGGUAAAUCGGAGGUGGUUGAGGGAGAUGGAGUGGAACCGGAGAGUUUGAAGGAACAAGUGACGGGAUUCCUGAAAUCGUGGUGUGAGAUGGUUCAGGAGCUGGGGAGAGGGUGUAGGGACAUUUUGCUACAGACGGUUGUCACGGAGGAUUCGUUUAUCGUGCAGAAGUUGGGAGGGCCGGUGGCUAAGGUCUCCGGGCGGUUGAGAUUCUUGAAUGAGUUCUUGCCGGAGGAUCGCAAUCCUGUUCAUAUCUGGCCGGUUAUCUUCUUCGUCUUCAUCCUCGCAUUUUCAGCACUGAAUUUAAAUGGUGGGUACAAUAGCUUAGCAAUGCCAGUGAAGAAGGUGCAGAUUCAUCCUCCCAGUGCAAGUCACAUACUGCUUCCAGAUGGCAGACGCAUGGCUUACCGUGAAUUAGGUGUUCCAGCAAACAGAGCAAGAUAUUCCCUAAUUGCUACUCAUUCUUUUCUCUCUUCCCGACUUUCAGGUAUUCCAGGAGUUAAAACAUCAUUGCUUGAAGAGUUUGGUGUAUGCUUGAUCACAUAUGAUCUUCCUGGUUUUGGGGAGAGCGACCCUCAUCCUAGGAGGAAUCUUAAUUCAUCAGCAUUUGAUAUACUGUAUCUAGCUGAUGUUGUUGGUGUUGACAAUUUCUGGGUUCUGGGUUUCUCAAGUGGAAGUAUGCAUGCUUGGGCUGCACUCAGAUAUAUUCCUGACAGAAUUGCAGGUGCUGCCAUGUUUGCCCCUAUGAUCAAUCCAUAUGUGCCAAGCAUGACAAAAGAGGAAAUGAGAAGAACUUGGGAAGUAUGGUUACCAAAAAGAAAACUUAUGUAUUUCUUAGCACGAAGAUUUCCUAAGUUGCUGUCUCUUGUUUAUCGCCGUAGCUUCCUAUCAGGCAAACAUGGUCGAAUUGAUAAGUGGAUGUCUCUAUCUCUUGGAACAAAGGAUGAAAUUCUAGUUGAAGACCCACUGUUUGAAGGCUUCUGGCAUAGGGAUGUUGAGGAGUCGAUUUGCCAGGGAAGUUCAAAACCAUUCAUUGAGGAAGCUGUACUACAGAUUUCAAACUGGGGGUUUAGCCUGGCAGAUCUUGGGGUGCGGAAGAAGUGUCACACAAGAGGAAUUCUCCCUUUGCUCAAAUCUUUGUACAGAGAGGCAGAAUGCCAAUUGACAGGAUUUCUAGGCCCAAUACAUAUAUGGCAGGGGAUGGAUGAUCAAGUUGUUCCACCAGCAAUGGCAGAUUACAUAACUCGGGUUCUACCCAGAGCCGUCAUGUACCGGCUUCCAAAUGAAGGUCACUUAUCUUAUUUCUUUUUCUGUGAUGAGUGCCAUAGGCGGAUUUUCUCUACCCUGUUUGGAAGACCUCAAGGGCCUUUGGAACAGGCAGUGGAAUUGAGCAAAGCUUUCUUGGAAGGAGAGACAGAACAGCAAGCAUCAACUAUUGCUUCUGCAAAAGAAUGAUGCGAUUCACCAGGAGUUUACAGAAGGUUUUUUUUUUUUUUUUUCUCUUUUUUUUUUUUUUUUUUUUUCUGUUUUCUCCACAUUCUUAUGUAAAUACAAGAGCUUGCUCUUUCCAUAUCUCAUGGGAGCAGGAAAGAGAUGUCCCAAAUUUCGGGAUGAUGCUCACUUUUGUGGUGAGAUGCUAAGGCAGAAAACUUAGCAAUUUACAUUUACAUGGUGUCGUAUUUUCACUGGUCUUUCUAUGAUCUGCUAAAUUCUCAUUCCUUAACUCUAACCGCGGCAGAACAGUAAUUUGUUGGUUUCAUAAAUUUUGAAGUGUCAU